AUGACCAAGGCCGUCGGUAUCGAUCUCGGCACCACCUACUCGUGCGUCGCCGUCUGGCAGAAUGACCGGGUCGAGGUCAUUGCCAACGACCAGGGCAACCGCACCACGCCCUCUUACGUCGCCUUCAACGACUCGGAGCGCCUCAUCGGUGACGCCGCCAAGAACCAGGUCGCCAUGAACCCGCACAACACCGUCUUUGACGCCAAGCGCCUCAUCGGCCGCAAGUUCUCCGACUCCGAGGUUCAGUCCGACAUGAAGCACUGGCCCUUCCAGGUCAUUGACAAGGAUGGCAAGCCCAACAUCAGCGUCGAGUACAAGGGCGAGAAGAAGACCUUCACUCCCGAGGAGAUCUCGUCGAUGGUCCUCCUCAAGAUGCGCGAGACCGCCGAGGCCUACCUCGGUGGCACCGUCAAGGACGCCGUCGUCACCGUCCCCGCCUACUUCAACGACUCGCAGCGCCAGGCCACCAAGGACGCCGGUAUCAUCUCGGGCCUCAACGUCAUGCGCAUCAUCAACGAGCCCACCGCUGCCGCCAUCGCCUACGGCCUCGACAAGAAGUCCGAGGGUGAGAAGAACGUCCUCAUCUUUGACCUGGGCGGCGGUACCUUCGAUGUCUCGCUCCUGACCAUUGAGGAGGGCAUCUUCGAGGUCAAGGCCACCGCCGGUGACACCCACCUUGGUGGUGAGGACUUUGACAACCGCCUCGUCAACCACUUUGUCCAGGAGUUCAAGCGCAAGAACAAGAAGGACCUCACCUCCAACGCCCGCGCCCUCCGCCGUCUCCGUACCGCCUGCGAGCGCGCUAAGCGCACCCUCUCGUCGGCCGCCCAGACCACCAUCGAGAUCGACUCGCUCUUUGAGGGCAUCGACUUCUACACGUCCAUCACCCGCGCCCGCUUCGAGGAGCUCUGCGGCGACCUCUUCUCGCACACCAUCGAGCCCGUCGAGAAGGUCCUCCGCGACUCCAAGAUCGACAAGGGCUCCGUCAACGAGAUCGUCCUCGUCGGCGGCUCCACCCGUAUCCCCAAGGUCCAGAAGCUCCUCCGCGACUUCUUCAACGGCCGCGAGCCCAACAAGAGCAUCAACCCCGACGAGGCCGUCGCCUACGGCGCCGCCGUCCAGGCCGCCAUCCUGUCCGGCGACACCUCGGAGAAGACGCAGGACCUCCUCCUCCUCGACGUCGCCCCGCUCUCGAUGGGUAUCGAGACCGCCGGCGGUGUCUUCACCCCGCUCAUCAAGAGGAACACGACCGUCCCCACCAAGAAGUCGGAGAUCUUCUCGACCUACGCCGACAACCAGCCCGGCGUCCUGAUCCAGGUCUUUGAGGGCGAGCGCGCACGCACCAAGGACAACAACCUCCUCGGCAAGUUCGAGCUCUCGGGCAUCCCCCCCGCCCCCCGCGGCGUCCCCCAGAUCGAGGUCACCUUCGACGUCGACGCCAAUGCCAUCCUCAACGUCUCCGCCGCCGACAAGACCACCGGCAAGUCCGAGAAGAUCACCAUCACCAACGACAAGGGCCGCCUCUCCAAGGAGGACAUCGAGCGCAUGGUUGGGGAGGCCGAGCGCUUCAAGGAAGAGGACGAGGCCGCCUUGGCCCGAACACAAGCCAAGAACGGGCUCGAGUCGUACGUCUACAAUGUGCGCAACUCGAUCAACGAGCCGGGUCUCAAGGACAAGUUCGAGGCGUCGGACAAGGAGCUCCUCGAGAAGACGGUGUCGGAGGCGAUCUCGUGGCUCGACGGAGCUCAGGAGGGAUCGAAGGAGGAGUACGAAGAGAAGCAGAAGGAGGUCGAGGGCAUCGUCAACCCGAUCAUGCAGAAGGUCUACGGCGCUGCUGGCGGUGCCCCCGGCGGCAUGCCCGGCGGUGCUCCCGGCGGUGCUGCCCCCGGCGGCGACGACGGCCCCUCGGUCGAGGAGGUCGACUAA
This is a messenger RNA of Pseudozyma flocculosa PF-1, 1926 nucleotides long. RefSeq lists its product as uncharacterized. NCBI's taxonomy places the organism in Eukaryota, Fungi, Basidiomycota, Ustilaginomycetes, Ustilaginales, Ustilaginaceae. The transcript is spliced from 2 exons. The record is from RefSeq and is a predicted model, not a curated record. Gene Ontology annotation, cellular component: cytoplasm; cytosol; plasma membrane. Gene Ontology annotation, biological process: vesicle-mediated transport; cellular response to unfolded protein; protein refolding. Bases 1 to 1926 code for a protein of 641 amino acids. Gene Ontology annotation, molecular function: ATP-dependent protein folding chaperone; misfolded protein binding; ATP binding.